AUGGCAGCCCCACUACCUAAGAAGGCUCUCUCAGGGCACUGCUCUGUUGUCGACAACAACACUUUAUACGUCCUGUCGCCAGACUCGUUCCAGGCUCUACCGCUUGUUGAGAAUGCCACAUGGACCUCAAUGGAUAUGGGCAAGGCCGUCACUGGCCACUCAUGCCUUCGUGCAGUACCAAAUGGAGACGAGUCACAAUCUGCACUAUACGUAGUCGGUGGCACCUCAGACGACGACUCAUAUGGAGGAUUACAGCGCUAUAGCUUCUCGAACAAGACUUGGGAGACACUCGACCUACCUACAGAAGAUAUGAAGGGACGUACAAAUCAUGGUGUAGCAUACCUCAACGACUCAUCGUCCAUUCUGGUAUAUGCCGGUUCACGAACUGGUGUUGAGUUGUCGUCGCAAACCUUUGUCAUUUCAACCGAACAACCUUUCAACAUCGAAUCAUUCACAUCGGAGGCCCCGACUGUCUCCGAUCCUAUUCUACUACCAUGGGACGACAGCUCCGCCGUUCUGCUGGGAGGCUCUCAGACUAACACUGCCAUCUGGACAUUCAGCACGAGUAGCAGUUGGACUAGAUUGGACACUAACCUUACAUCAGCAUUGUCGGAUGGUGCAAGAGGCUCAUUGGUCACUGGUAGCGAUGGUAGCAAAGUUCUCACUGUCUACAAUGCGAACGCGACUCCGAAUGAAGUUACACAGCUUGUAUUGUUGGAUGCCAAUGGUCAACCCGCAAGCACUGGUCAGACACUUGGUAAUCAGACUAGUCAACCAUCCUCGGGCAAAAGCAAGCGUGAUUUGACUCUUGACAACUGGCCGACGUACAACAGCAGUUCAGCGCCUUCAGUGAAAAGAUCAGAUUACUCAAUCGCACAAAACGACCAGGGUACUCUUGCUGUUAUCAGUGGAGGAAAUGACGACACUCCUGUAAACGUCUUCAACCAAACCAGCAACUCAUGGGUUGACAACCAGGUCUUGUUCGGUGGUAAUCAGGUUCCUUUGACCACAACAUCAGCCUCAAGCUCAUCUGCUCUUCCUACUUCGACUAGUGCGCAUCCCUCUGCAACCUCAUCUGCUGCCGCAAAAUCAAAAGACCAUGACGAUUCUGGUGCUCAUACCCGCAAGGUCCUCGGUAUCACGUUGGGUCUUCUGCUUGGUCUGCUGGCGGUACUGGUCAUUGCACUUCUUCUUGUGAGACGUCGCAAGCAACAAAAGAGAAAGACUCAGGGUAGCGAUGAGAAGGCGGAUAGAAUGAGCUUCCAAGACAGAGGUGCUUCUUUCAUGAGGGAAGCUGGUGGCCCUGUGAGCGAUGCUCCACCACAGUUGCCCAAGCCCGUCAUCGGUGGUUACGAUCCUCGCAGCUCGUUCGCUAUCCUGGCUGGAAAACUUGGAGCUGAUCGUUUCAGCCAACGUUUCAGUAAGUACGGUGCAUCUGAAAAGACACCCGUGAAUAGCAGCACAAACCCCUACGCCGACUUGCAGCCUCCCAAAUCUGCAUACCACCACCAGGCAAAUGACUCAUCAAGCUCGUUGGCCAUCAUCUCCGGCAGUUAUGCGAACAAGCACAGCAGAGGCAAUGGCGAGAAGGGCAGUUUCGAAAGCACCGCCAAGCUGGUGCGCUCACCCACAAGCCCCGGAAGCUUCGAUGAUCACAUGGAGAUGGAGUCUUUGGAUGGCCAGACACCUAAAUUGGCCUCUGCUCGUGGUCCUUCACCUGUCAUGUCAUCUCUCAGAGUUGUACAGAAUUCGAACAGAGACGAAGAUAUGCAGACAAAGCGCAGCUCGGGCUGGUCAAGGUACUUUGCACAGAAUGACGGUGGCGCAUACGACCCUGCUGCACAAAGCUCACCAAGUGUGGGUACAUCGCACACUGCAUCUCCUAAUCUGAGUGUUUCCGACUACACACCAUCGCUUCGUAACCCUUCUGCUAUGGUUGCACCUCUUGACGUGGAGCCUAAGAGUCACUUGCAUCCUGCGGACGCCCAACAUCACCGUCUGUCAGCUGUGGGCAUGGGCAGACCUAGCUUCAGCCACAGCGUUGAGGACUUCUCUGCUAGAGGUGCCAGCUUCGACAUGGUUGAGGGUCAACGUGCCGACUUCCACACAGGUCAGAGUCUCGAAAGCCAGGGCUAUCUCGAUGGAGCUCGCGAGUCGUUCGAAUCUGCAAGACGUCACUCUGGCAGCAGUGUAGCCUCAUCACAAUUCUUUUCACACGGCGAUGAAUGGACACCCGUUCACGGCGACGCCACAAUUGCAACCGCUCACGCAACGAAUACCGCUCAAGCCGUCAACAGAAAAGCACCAAACUCGCCCGCCGUCAAUGAAGUCCACAUUCCUCCCUCACCCGCUGUUUCUGCCUCCGCCUUCCCUCGUCCACCAUCAAGUACCUACACUGCAGAUGUGGAUCGCGACAGCCGCAUGCACGGGUUUGAAGCUCCCAACGCUCUUGGCCGCGCUUUAAGUCCUCCAGCUGCAGUCGCCAUUCCUGGUCCCGCCGCACGCGGUAACAGUGGCGGUGGUUUCUUCCCUGGCAGUGGCACACGCGCCAUGCAUGACCGUCCCAAUCCUGCUCUUGGUGGCCAGGCUCGCAAGCUUGGUGCCCUCCACCCUGGUACUCUCGCUGCCCUUCGCUUCACACCCGACCGCGAAGCACCCAAGCCUCCACAAGCUGGUCUCGGCAUCCACAACCCUGACGAGAACAGAGACUCAUCUGCAACAAUCUGGCCCUCUGCCACUGGCGCCAUGUCGCAACGAGACCGCGAGGAAGCGUUUAGACAACGCCUCCAAGCCGAGAGAGAGAUGAAGCGUCAGAUGGACAACAACAACAAUGGUGACGCAACCCGAAAGACACAAGCUAGCGAUAUCAGUUGGGUGGACAUCGGACAGAACUAG
Molecule: messenger RNA, 2895 nt
Organism: Aureobasidium melanogenum CBS 110374
Lineage: Eukaryota; Fungi; Ascomycota; Dothideomycetes; Dothideales; Saccotheciaceae
Exons: 1
Coding region: 1-2895 (964 amino acids)
Molecular function (GO): protein binding
Source: RefSeq, a predicted model, not a curated record